This is a messenger RNA of Populus euphratica (Euphrates poplar), 1357 nucleotides long. RefSeq names its product ankyrin repeat-containing protein At3g12360-like. Bases 185 to 1342 code for a protein of 385 amino acids. The transcript has 5 exons. The record is from RefSeq and is a predicted model, not a curated record. Gene Ontology annotation, cellular component: plasma membrane. Gene Ontology annotation, molecular function: protein binding. NCBI's taxonomy places the organism in Eukaryota, Viridiplantae, Streptophyta, Magnoliopsida, Malpighiales, Salicaceae.
GUUGACAAAAGAGGACCCUGAGUUUCCAUAUCCCACCAAUGUUCAUGGAGAGACUCCACUUUAAAUUGCUGCUUCCAGUUGAGGUCGAGAACGAGAAAAGGUGAUCGAUGAAAUCCUAACUAAUUGCAUCUCAGUGGACUAUGGCGGCCCUAAUGGUAGAACUGCUCUACAUGCGGCAAGCAAGAUGGAAGAUCAUGAGACAGCAAGAAAAUUGUUAGAAAAAGAAAAAAAGCUGACGAAAACAACCGAUGAGAACGGUUGGUCACCACUUCACUACGCUGCCUAUUUCUCUACUAGGUUAAAUAUUUCAGUUGUGAAAGUAUUACUAGAACAUGAUGCGUCCGCGGCCUACAUUGCUGAAACGGAGAAGAAGAGAACAGCACUUCACAUCGCUGCCAUUCAAGGACAUGUAGACGUAAUGAAAGAGAUUGUUUCUGGAUGUCCAGCUUGUUGUGAGCUAGUUGAUAACAGAGGUUGGAAUGCCCUUCACUAUGCUGUGGCAACGAAAGAUAGAGAAGUAUUCAAGGAAUGUAUGGAGAUUCCUGAACUUGCAAGACUUAAAACGAAGAAGGAUGACAAAGGAAACACGCCCUUCCAUCUAAUUGCAGCUUUAGCGCACGAGAAGAAGCAAUGGAGACGUGUUUUAUAUAAAUAUUAUUAUAAUAAAAGGGAGGUAUGUGGUCUUAAUAAGCGAAAGCUAAGCGUCAACGACAUUUAUGAAGGAAAGUUUGGAGAGAUACAGAAAGAGAUCCUAGAAUCCCUUGAAGAUGUUGGCAGUGGACCGCUUGGCAGCCGCAAGGUUUUGAAAGGACAGAAUGAGGGGGAAAAAGAAGCUUUGAGUAGAGCAAGAGAGUCUCAUCUAGUAGUUGGGGCGCUGAUAGCAACGGUAACAUUUGCAGCAGCAUUCACCCUCCCUGGCGGUUACAAGAGCGACCAAGGCACUGCGAUUCUAGCUAAAAAAGCUGCUUUUAUAGUAUUUAUCAUCUCAGAUGCAAUGUCAAUGGUGCUCUCCAUUUUAGCUGUCUUUGUCCACUUUUUGAUUUCGCUGAUUCAUGGUUUUGAAAUGGUCAAGGAUAAAGUGAUAGAUGAGGAUACCACUGAGAUACUAUUUGUGGUUGCCACGUUGUUUACCAUGAUUGGCAUGGGUACAAUGAUUAUCGCAUUCGUCACGGGCACAUACACGGUUCUAGAACCUUCCUCGGAGCUUGCCAUCAGCACUUGUCUCAUUGGCCUGAGCUUCUUCGUGCUUGGGAAUUUGGUGUUUGCGUUCAUUUACAAGGAUUCACUAGGGAAACAAGCAAUCCUAAAUUUUCUAUCAGAUAAACUCCGAUUUAUUUUUUAAAAUUCUUAUUAUGUU